Messenger RNA from Hippocampus zosterae (dwarf seahorse), 4265 nucleotides. RefSeq names its product very-long-chain (3R)-3-hydroxyacyl-CoA dehydratase-like. Lineage: Eukaryota; Metazoa; Chordata; Actinopteri; Syngnathiformes; Syngnathidae. Gene Ontology annotation, molecular function: 3-hydroxyacyl-CoA dehydratase activity. Gene Ontology annotation, biological process: fatty acid elongation; sphingolipid biosynthetic process; very long-chain fatty acid biosynthetic process. Gene Ontology annotation, cellular component: endoplasmic reticulum membrane. The transcript is spliced from 11 exons. The record is from RefSeq and is a predicted model, not a curated record. Bases 147 to 1229 code for a protein of 360 amino acids.
ACCACAUUCCGGAAUUGUAAUCCACCACAGUGCGUUAUAUGCUCCUUGUGUGGCGUUUUGGUGUGUAGGUUAAGUCUUCGGUGUGUAAUUUCGGAUAUUUUGUUGUGUUGUCGUGGCAUGUAGAUAAAAAAGAGAACUCGGUUGCAAUGCAGAUCCUCACUCCUCGCGUUUACUGGGCUCAGCGACACGGAGAAAUUUAUCUCCGAGUGGAGCUGAGCGAUACCAAGAAUCUUGAAAUCAACCUGCAAGGCAACACAAUUCAGUUCAGAGCACAAGGCCAUGGAGCUAAAGGAGAUAAUGAAUACAAGUUUAGUUUGGAGUUUUUGGAAACCAUUAGACCUGAGAUUGAACAUAAGUCAACACAGCGUCAGGUAGACAUCAAAAUCAAGAAGCAGGAAGAGCGCUGGUGGGACCGCCUGACGCUGCAGGAGAAGCGGCCUCUCUUUCUGGCUCCUGACUUCAACCGCUGGCUGGAUGAGUCUGAUGCUGAGAUGGAGCUUCAGGCAAAGGAGGAAGAAAAGAUUAACAAGAUAAGUGUAGAGUCAAGAGUUCGUAAAGAUCCCUACCUGGGCCUGAAGAAAGGCUACUUAUUUAUGUACAAUCUGGUGCAGUUCCUUGGAUUCGCCUGGGUCUUUGUCAACUUGACGGUUCGACUCUUCAUUCUUGGUCGAGAUUCAUUUCAUGAUACCUUCCACACCACAGCUGACGUGAUGUGCUUCUGCCAGAUGAUGGCGGUGCUGGAUGUGAUUAAUCCCCUGUUAGGCUUGGUUAAGACAGGCUUUUUUCCUGCCAUGAUACAGGUCGCAGGGAGGAAUGUCAUUUUAUUUGUCAUCUUUGGCUGCUUGGAAGAGAUGCAGAACAAACCUGUCAUCUUCUUCGUGUUCUACCUGUGGAGUGCCGUUGAAGUCUUCAGGUACCCUUUCUACAUGCUGGCCUGCAUUGGCAUCGAGUGGAAGCUGUUGACGUGGCUCAGAUACAGCCUUUGGAUCCCACUGUACCCGCUUGGGGUUGUCGCUGAAGCGGUGGCCGUGAUUCAGUCCCUCCCUAUCUUUGACGAGACACGUCUGUUCAGCCUCCCUCUGCCUGCGCAGCUGGGGCACUACUUAAGCUUUUCAUACACUCUGCAGCUCUACUUGGUGCUCAUGUUUCUGGGGCUCUUCAUUAAUUUCCGUUACCUCUACAAACAGAGGAGGAGACGUUAUCGAUCAAGGAAAAGGAAAGUUCACUAAUGGAGGAAGGCGUAACACAUACUCUUGAGCCACAAUACGUCCCCCCCCCCCCCCCCAUUUCCUUUUCCAUGCAAGUCAUACUGAUGAAUAUAUUCUUGUUUUCCUGGAUGGGAAUUUCUAGAUAUUUUCUCUUCCUUAAAUUGCUCUAUCUAUACAGUUCUACCCUACCGUGAUGUUUUUGACUGGCUCGUGUUUUGUUCAUGUUUUGAGAGGAGAAACAUGUUCUUUAUAAUAUUAUUUACAUCGAUAAAUCAAAUGUCUAGUUUUUUUUCUUUUUUACCUGAUAUGAUGUAUGAGCCUGAUCAGUUUCCUGCUGAUCUGUGUUUGAAACACAAGCUGGCAGGUUGAACCUUCCAUCAGUGGCAUAAAUGAGUUGAUAAGGAUUUCGUAUUCUGAGAUUGGCUGGCAACCAAUCCAAGAUGUGCCCUACCUCUCUCCCAAAAUCAGCUGGAAUAUCCAUCAGCAUGCCCUCAACCCGAGUGCAGAUAGGCUGUAUAAAAAAGUGAUGAUGGACUGAUGGAUUUUUUUGGGGGGGAGUCUCUUCCGAAUGGCUUAAUGCAUGAUGUUGUUGCUAAAUGUCAAAGCACUUGAAUAGUAGUCACACUUUCUUAUGUUGUGGCCUGUUCAUAAUGGCUGUGUAGCUGAGUUAAUUGCAUUCUCAGCGGCACCAUUUUCAUAUGACAGCUAAAUCCAAAUGACUGCUGUUUGUCAACGCAGCAUUUCCGUACUAACACUCAAAUGUCCAAGAUGAAAAAUUUGAAAAGUUGUAUGCUUCAGAAACACUCAGCCUCACCAUCCAUCCAUCCAUCCAUCCAUCCAUUUUCCGAUCCGCUUUAUCCUCACAAGCUUCACGGGGUUGCUGGAGACUACCCCAGCCGUCUUUGGGCAGUAGGCGGUACACCCUGAACCAGUUGCCAGCCAAUCACAAAGAGAAACAACCAUCCGCACUCACACUGAGGGACAAUUUUGAGUGUUCAAUCAGCCUACCACGCAUGCUUUUGGAAUAUGGGAGGAAACCGGAGUACCCAGAGAAAUCCCACGCAAGCCCAGGGAGAACAUGCAAACUCCACCCAAGAAGGCCGCAGCUGAAAUCUAACCCGGUACCUCUGCACUGAGAUGUCAACGCAUGAACCUCUCGACCACUGGGCCACCACACUUAGCCUUAUUUUGUUAAUAAUUUAUUCAGAUUCAAUUAAAAUGUCGAUUUUUGGGAGGCAACUAAUUCAGGGUGUACCCUGCCUACUGCCCGAAGUCAGCUGGGAAAGGUUCUCGCACCCCCGCGACUCUCCUCAGUAUAAACCAUCAUCUACCGCUUAUCCGGGGCUGGGUCGCGGGGGCAACAGCUUGAGCAGGGAAGCCCAGACUUCCCUCUCCCUAGCUACUUCUUCCAGCUCUCCCCGGGGGAUCCCGAGUCGUUCCCAAGGCAAGCUGGGUGACAUAGUCUCUCCAGCGUGUCCUGGGUCUUCCUCGGAGUCUCCUCCCGGUGGGACAUGACCGGAACACCUCACCAGGGAGGCGCUCAGGAGGCAUCCGAAUCGGAUGCCCAAGCCACCUCAUCUGGCUCCUCUCGAUGUGGUGGAGAAGCGGCUCGACUCUGAGCCCCUCCAGGAUGACUGAGCUUCUCACCUUAUCUCUAAGGGAGAGCCCGGACACCCUGCGGAGAAAACUCAUUUCAGCCGCUUGUAUCCGGGAUCUCGUUCUUUCGGUCACGACCCAUAGCUCGUGACCAUAGGUGAGGGUUGGGACGUAGAUCGACCGGUAAAUUGAGAGCUUCGCCCUUUGGCUCAGCUCCUUCUUCACCACGACAGACCGAUACAACGUCCGCAUCACAGCAGACGCUGCACCGAUCCGCCUGUCGAUCUCCCGCUCCCACCUACCCCCACUCGUGAACAAGACCCCAAGAUACUUGAAAUCCUCCACUUGGGGUAAGAUCUCCUCCCCGACCCGGAGGGGGCACUCCACCCUUUUCCGACUGAGGACCAUGGUUUCAGAUUUGGAGGUGCUGAUUUUCAUCCCAACCGCUUCACACUCGGCUACGAGCAGAACAAGGGAGUACCCAGCAGGAGUACUCUUCCAGCACACCCUCCAAGGACUCCAAAAAGGCUGGGUAUGCUGAGCUGCUGUUUGGUGCAUAUGCACAAACAACAGUCAGGACCUGUCCACCCACCCGAAGGCGGAGGGAGGCAACCCUCUCGUCUACCGGUGUGAACCCCAAUGUACAGGCACUGAGCUGGGGGGCAAUGAGUAUGCCCACACCUGCUCUGCGCCUCUCACCGUGAGCAACUCCAGAGUAGAAGAGAGUCCAACCUCUCUCUCGAGAGAGAACUGGUACCAGAACCCAGGCUGUGUGUGGAGGCAAGUCGGAAAUUCUCUGCCUCACACACCAGCUCGGGCUCCUUCCCUGCCAGAGAGGUGACAUUCUGUGUCCCAAGAGCUAGCUUCUGCAGCCAAGGAUCGGACCGCCAGGGUCACCGCCUUUGGCUGCCGUCCAGCUCACAUUGCACCCGACCCCUUCGGCCCCUCUCAUGGGUGGUGAGCCCAUGGGAAGGGGGACCCACGUUGCCUCUUCGGGCUGUGCCCGGCCGGGCCCCAUGGGUGUAGGCCCGGCCACCAGGCGCUUGCCAACGAGCCCCACCUCCAGGCCUGGCUCCAGAGGGGGGCCCCGGUGACCCGCGUCCGGGCAAGGGAAACCUAGAUCCAUUUAUUGCAAUCAUCAUUGGGGUCUUUGAGCCGUGCUUUGUCUGGCCCCUCACCUAGAACCUGUUUGCCAUUGGUGACCCUGCCAGGGGCAUAAAGCCCCAGACAACUUAGCUUCUAGGAUCAUUGGGACACACAAACCUCUCCACCACGGUAAGGUGACGAUUCACGGAGGGGUCAGUAUAAACCGUUUCAGAUAAUGGAUGGAUGGAUUUUUUUGGUGGAGGCCAUUUUUUUCUGUUUUACACUGAUUUACAUUAGUUGUGUGUUUUGGUUGUUGAAUGCUAUGUUUGUAUUUAUCCUAUGACAUAUUUUGGGAAAGUCAAAUAAACAACAACA